AUGCUCUUAGAGAGAAACAGGGAGGUGGCUGCUACACAUGAGCCCAUUCCCCUUGUUACUGAGCUCCAAGCUCAAGGCAAAAUGGGUGAACUUACGACAAUGGUUGUCACUUGCGUGGAUCCUAGAUGCAUUCCCGAGAACUACUUUAAUCUGAAAACCGGAGAGGUUUUUGUAAACCGUAACGUUGGAGGCAACAUUCAAUACGCUAUGCGAGACAUCCUCAUACUGAAUGCGGCCUUCCCGGAUUCAUUUCAAGAGAUCAUCGUCGUCCAUCACACUGACUGUGGAAGUCUUCGUUUCAAAGAUGAUGGUAUGGACAAGCUGGUGAAGAAUGUUAUCGGCGAGGCACACUCGGCUGCCAUUGACAACGUUGCAUGGGCUGGUGUUGUGAAUGACUUGGAGUGGUUCCGAUCUAGCCCAAUUGUCCCGAAGCACAUGAAAGAUAAGGUUCGCGGUCUCAUUUUUGAUAUCCAAACUGGUAAAGUGGAGGAAGUCAAAUGA
Trichoderma asperellum CBS 433.97 is the source of this 501-nucleotide messenger RNA. The record is from RefSeq and is a predicted model, not a curated record. NCBI's taxonomy places the organism in Eukaryota, Fungi, Ascomycota, Sordariomycetes, Hypocreales, Hypocreaceae.